GAUCCGGCAACCAACUCGGCUGUGUUUCUCUCGGCGAAUAACUUCGAUCUCGAGCGACGCGAUGAGUUCGACGGCGGCGACGACGACCAAGGGUGGCCGCGGCAAGGCCAAGGGUACGAAGGCUGUUUCUCGGUCGCAGAAGGCCGGUCUCCAGUUCCCGGUGGGCCGCAUCGCUCGCUAUCUUAAGGCCGGCCGAUAUGCUCAGCGCGUUGGUUCCGGCGCGCCUGUCUAUCUCUCUGCUGUCCUCGAAUACCUCGCUGCUGAGGUGCUGGAGUUGGCCGGAAACGCUGCCAGGGAUAAUAAGAAGAACCGCAUCAUUCCGAGGCACAUUCAGUUGGCCGUGAAGAAUGAUGAGGAGCUUGGCAAGCUCCUAGCUGGUGCGACGAUCUCCAAUGGCGGAGUUGUGCCCAACAUCCACCAGGCUUUGCUGCCCAAGAAGCAAGGCGGAGGGAAGGGUAAACCAGAGAUCGGAUCGGCCUCUCAAGAAUUCUAGGCUUUUUUUUUUAAAAAAAAAUCUGCUCAUCUUUCUGUUUUGGAUGCAAAGGAAUCUUUAGAGCUGUAAUUAGAAAUCUCUUUCAAUGGCAGUUGCUUUAUAUGCGCA
Molecule: messenger RNA, 601 nt
Organism: Zingiber officinale
Lineage: Eukaryota; Viridiplantae; Streptophyta; Magnoliopsida; Zingiberales; Zingiberaceae
Product: histone H2AX-like
Exons: 2
Coding region: 62-493 (143 amino acids)
Cellular component (GO): nucleosome
Molecular function (GO): structural constituent of chromatin; DNA binding; protein heterodimerization activity
Source: RefSeq, a predicted model, not a curated record